AUGGCUCGUCACCACCUAUGGAUCUUGCUCUUUUGCCUACAAACCUGUCUGGAAGCAUCUGGAAGCAACACAGACAUCUUCACAGUGAAUGGGAUUCUGGGGGAGUCAGCUACUUUUCCCUUAAAUAUCCAACCAUCACAGAAAGUUACCAGCAUUUCUUGGCAUUCCAAAACAUCUGUUGCUUUUGUAAUACCAGGAAACUUAGGAGCAGAACCCACAGUUACCAUAACCCACCAAAAUUACCAUGAGCGAAUAAGUGUCUCGGGUCAGAACUAUAACCUGGAGCUCAGAAAUCUGAGGAUUGAAGACUCAGGGAUCUACAAAGCUGACAUAAAUGUAGAGACCUCUAAAACGACCACCACCAGGUCCUACAACCUUCAAGUCUAUCGUCGUCUUGGGAAGCCAAAAAUUACGCAGAGUUUCAUGACAUCUGUGAACAGCACCUGUAACGUCACACUGACGUGCUCUGUGGAUAAAGAAGAAAAGAAUGUGACAUAUAGUUGGAGUCCACGAGGGGAAGAGGGCAAUGUCCUUCAAAUCUUCCGGACCCCUGACAACCAAGAGGAGACUUACACGUGUACAGCAUGGAACCCCGUCAGCAACAAUUCUGACUCCAUCUCUGCCCAGCAGCUCUGUGCAGACAUCACAAUGAGCCCCCAUACUCGCCGCGCUGGAUUGAUGAGUGGGCUGGCUGUGCUUUCUCUGCUUAUAAUCAUUCUGCCCUCAGUGGUUUUGUUCCUUUUGUGCAAGAGAAGAGAAGGUUCCUUCUUGAAGAAGUUCAGUAAGAACCCUGAUGCUUCUUCAAAGAAAACAAUAUACACAUACAUCACAGUUUCAAGAAACACCCAGCCAGCAGAGUCCAGGAUCUAUGAUGAGAUCCCCCCAUGCAAGGUGCUCCCCACCAAGGAGGAGCCAGUGAACACAAUUUACUCCCUAAUGCAAUACUCUGAUAAGAUGGAGAAAACCAGCAGUAAGGACAGCAAACCUCUUGGGACUUCGAGCUAUGAAAUUGUGAUCUAG
Rangifer tarandus platyrhynchus (Svalbard reindeer) is the source of this 1020-nucleotide messenger RNA. NCBI's taxonomy places the organism in Eukaryota, Metazoa, Chordata, Mammalia, Artiodactyla, Cervidae. The record is from the annotation of a GenBank genome assembly.